Myxocyprinus asiaticus (Chinese sucker) is the source of this 2891-nucleotide messenger RNA. RefSeq names its product gastrula zinc finger protein XlCGF8.2DB-like. The record is from RefSeq and is a predicted model, not a curated record. Gene Ontology annotation, cellular component: nucleus. The transcript has 2 exons. Lineage: Eukaryota; Metazoa; Chordata; Actinopteri; Cypriniformes; Catostomidae. The coding region runs from base 1222 to 2145 and encodes 307 amino acids.
AUCAACGUAACUAAACUCCAACCAGCAGCUCAUGACAUCUACACACUCAGGUGAGCCACAGUCAAUUGUGAAGAAUCGGCACUAUACAGCCACAUGUUUUUUGAACAUUUUUACCAAUGUAAUUCAUUAAACAUUACAUUGCCCGUUAAGAAUAUAUGCCAAUGCGAAAGAAAACACUGGAGACUGGAAAUUGAAAACAGUAGAAUCGUGGAACACUUCUGCGUUAAGGAAAAAGGUGGAUUGCAAGUGAUAUGGAACUGAAAAUAAUUACACACCUUAGAAUUUCUGUCAGCCAAUCAGAAUCAAGCAUUCAACAGAUCUGUGAUAUAAUAGGAAAUAAACUGACUUUUUUUUGUACACUGGCACUUUUAUAUUAAUUUAACAAUGCAUUUGGUCAUUUUGAAACUGUUCUCUGAAGUCCUAUGAAGAAGAAUGAGACACACUGAGUAAAAUAUCGCAAUAUAUCACAGUUAUGAAUCAUAACACACCAAAAAUAAAGAAUCGCAAUAAUAUUGUAUCGUGACCUACAUAUCGAUUAAUAUCGUAUCACCAGUUACCUUGUGAUUCCCUCCCCUAUUAGCUAGAUGUAUCCUUCACAGACCACGUAGUGGCUAAUUUUACCCACUGAAUGUCCACCCUGAGCCUAAAUCAAAGCCUUUUGCGGUUUAAUAAUUGCACAAUGCCAAAUCGUGAUUUUGAUUGUGCAGCCUUAGAGUGAAAUAUAUUCCAACAAUCUCCAGAGUACUUGAUGUUUCUUUUUUUAUCAGUUAUGCUUGCCCUGAUAAGUGUCUAUGGUAAUGAGGUUGACUGACUGUAGCCUUAUACCCAUGAGAAUUAAAGAAGCUGUGAAGUCUUUUAUCAAUUUUUCUUAUUUCUGUCUGUUUUUGUUACUAUUAUUUAUUUCUGAUUCUGAAUUUCUUAAACAUGCGAUAAUGUGGGGGCUAUCAAAGUACGUUUUGGAAUGCAAGUAUAAAAUUACAGUAAUGGAUGAAAAUAAGUAAAUGUGAGGUUAAAUACAUAAAUGUUUUUAAAUUCUGACAUUUAUUUGUAAUGUUGGCAGGUCUGGUCAUUGCUACCACACAGUGAUUGCGAAUCCACUCCCAAAGCAAUUCACCAAGAAAUGCUCUGAAUAUUCCUGUCAUCUUUGAAUUGAAGAAGAGUUUCCAGAAGAGCAGGACAAACUUCAAGUUUGUCAACAAUUUCUGACAUACUACUGCAAAGAUGGAGUUUGUGAAAGAGGAGAGAGAGGACAUGGGUUAUCCAGAACCACACAGAGUGAAAGACGAAGACACUGAGGAACAAAUAGGCCUCAUGGAAGUCAAAGUGGAAAGUCAAGAAUGGAAUGGAGUGGAGGAGAAACAUUGCUAUCAGGAACCUCAUACCUCCAUAACUGAAGAGAAAUCAUUUAGUUGCUCACAGACUGAAAAUAAUUCCUCACAAAAAACAACUCGAAGGACAGGAACCACAAUUUCUUUCACAUGUCCUCAGUGUGGAAAGAGUUUUAGACAAAAAGGACACCUUACCAGUCACGUGAGAAUUCACACUGGAGAGAAACCUUUCACAUGUCCUCAUUGUGGAAAGAGUUUCUCACAGAAAGAAAACCUUAAAAGGCACAUAGGAGUUCACACCAGAGAGAAUCCUUUCACAUGUCCUCAGUGUGGAAAGAGUUUUACACGUAAAUUGAUCCUAAAGGAACACAUAAGAAUACACACUGGAGAGAAUCCUUUCACAUGUCCUCAGUGUGGAAAGAGUUUCAGACAAAAAAAAAGCCUUAAUGUCCACAUAAGAGUUCACACUGGAGAGAGGCCUUUCACAUGCCAUCACUGUGGACAGACAUUCAAAUAUUUAAAUAAUCUUCAAUCUCAUAUUCUCUCUCAGCACACUGGAGCAAAGUCAUUUAACUGUGAUCAGUGUGAUAAAAGUUUUAUCUUUGAAUCAGACCUGAAAAUUCACAAAGACCCCCAUUUGUGCUCUUUUUGUGGAGAGAGUUUUUCAUGCCCGCACCGUUUCAAAAAUCACCAGAAAAUUCAUACUAGUGGUAAAACUUAUGUGUGUCCUGAGUGUGGCGAUGCCUUUGCAGGUGUCGGCAACUUGAAGAUGCACCAAAGAAUCCAUAUUAAAGAAAAACCUUUCUUUCUUGAAUGAGUUUCUCUCAUUCAGGAGUCCUGAAAAUGAAUGGAGAGUAUUCUCUCCAGCCUUCAGUAGAGUUUCACCACAUCAAAUACCCAAUCAACUCAUUUUAAAAAAGCAUUGCGGAAAAAUUUCAAAGUGAGGUCUUCUUCCGGUUCAUUUUCAGGUCCAAUGCUUUAAACUGUGUGAAUUUCAGGUAUACCUAAAAAUAAAUGAAAUAGCUCUUUUGGUAGAAAUUCUAGUUUUUAGGAAUGCUUACUUUAAUGAUGGGAAGUAGUAGUAAUAGAAAUAUCUAUUAUUUUAAUGUCUCCUUUCAGUUUAAUUUCUGUUACAUGUUGUUCAUUGUUGAAAGAUGCUGAUAAAUUGAGAAUUUGGGAAUGGAAGAGACAACUAAUCUUACUGUGUGGAUGAAACAAAAAGACAUGGAAAUGAAUUUAGGUAAUUCUUGUAUUCCUUUUAUAUUUUUGCUUUGUAAAAACAAGUCUAACUUGGGCAUAUCUUUUAUUGUAUCACAGAAUUAUCAGGGAAUUUCAAAAUUGCAAUACAUUUUUAAAAGUCAUGAAAAUUUCCAUUGUGAAUGUAAACUGUAAAAUGUGCCUUUUUUUUCUUUUUCCUUUUUCUCUCUUUUCUUUUUGGAGGCACAAAUAAGUGUAAUUGGAUUAUCAAGUAAACUGUAUAAUAUGUGUAAUCUCUUAAUUCCAAGGAUUGGUGGGCUACUUGGCACGGAAUUCCUCCCCAACAAUCUUAAUAAAAUUAUUUAA